AUCCUGGGGAUUGAGGAAUGUCUCCACACUUCCCAGAGCCUUGAUAUCUGCGUGAAUUCUCUGAGUAAUUGUCUCUGUGUGUUUAUGGGUGUAUGUGUGUGUGUGUAUGAAGAUAGAUCCUGUAUUACUAGUUAAAGAGAGAGGAUUUUCUGUCCAGAUGAGAGAGUGGACCGAGCUGGAGAUGAGCUUCACGGCAGGGGGGUUUCUCAGCACCUCAGAUGGUUACUGCUCCGCUGAGCAGCUCCAGUACUACGAUAUGCUGGCUGACCCCCUGGGCUAUCCCCUGCAGGACCCUGACCUCCAGCUCCUCCCAUACAGCCAACAACAGUAUAGUCCCGCCAACCUGCCCUUCUCCCACUAUGGUUCUCCACCCUCCUCUGCCCCCUCUCCCUCCUCCUCCUCCUCUUCCUCGCAGUUCUGCAACCCACCAUACCACUACAGCCCUCACUGCCUGGAGGCCGCUUGCGAUCCGAGCCCCGAGCCCCACUGUGGGGGUCUCUUUACUCAGGGCCUCGGAUCUGUAGGACUGCCAAUGGGGCGGAGGUCCCGGAUGGGCUCGGGUGGAAAGAGCAGAGGUCAGGAUGAGCUGUGUGUGGUGUGUGGGGAUAAAGCAUCAGGAUACCACUACAAUGCUCUUACCUGCGAGGGAUGCAAAGGAUUCUUCAGACGCAGUGUCACCAAGAAAGCUGUGUAUCACUGUAAGAGUGGUGGUAGCUGUGAGAUGGAUAUGUACAUGAGGAGGAAGUGUCAAGACUGCCGUCUGAGGAAGUGCCGAGCUGUGGGAAUGCUGGCUGAAUGUCUGUUGACUGAGGUGCAGUGCCAAUCCAAACGCCUGAGGAAAGGAGGUAAAAGCAGAGGGCAAGAGGAAGAGGAGAACACAGACAGCAGGAGAGUCAGCUCUACCAGCAGGCUACCCGGACAGGCUUUGUCUGCCAGUUUAACCCGAGAACAGAAAUACAUCGUGGAUAGGAUGGUGGAGGCCCAUAGGCUCUACAGAGGUCAGGACAGUAGCAAUUUUAGGGCAUUUGAGUGGCUGUGUCCAGAAGAAGUGGAAGGCCUGUCUGAUGUAGUAUCACCCCGCCUACAAAGGCUGCUGCAGUUUGCCAGGACAGUGCCAGGUUUUGACCUCCUGGAUUUCUCAGACCAGAUUUCUCUGCUAUCCAUCUCUUCAUUGGACGUCAUGUUCCUGCUCUCUGCCCAGCAGUUUUCCCACAACCCAACAAGCCCCAGUCCAGUACUGCAGCUUUUCAGUAUGUCAACACACAGCUUUCUCAGAGAUGUAGAAUCAAAGGAAAACAUCCACAGCAGGGGACUCAUUGGUUCAGAGAACAGUGAGGAUCUCUUUGCACCAGUGCUCAACUUCUUCCACAGCAUGGUUGCGCUGCGGGUGACGGAGGCUGAGUACACCUUGCUUACAGCCACAGCGCUGCUCUGCUCAGACCGCGCAUCCCUGCAGGCAGCCAGCUGUGUUGAGAAAAUGCAGGAACUGAUCCUGGACCUGCUGUCCAGGUUGUGCGGGGCCCAAGCUGGAGCAGCGCGAGGAGGAGCGCAGAGGUUUGGUCGCCUGCUGGGCAGACUGACGGAGCUGCGAACCCUCUGCCACAACUACCUCCUCCUGACAAGACAGCAGUCUGGACACUGACAGUGAAGAUGUGCAAGAAAUUAUAAAAAUCUUCAGUCUUUUAUGUCUUCACUUCAAUUCAAAGACUUAUUUGUACAAACACUGUCUUAGAAUGGUUCUGAUUGGGUAUAAAUGGGACAGUGUAGGAGACAGUUACUCAGCUGUCUUUGUUUUCUCCCCUCAGUCCUGAGUCAUUAAGUUAUUUUAGCCUCUAUAACAGGACUAAGAUGCA
Pelmatolapia mariae (spotted tilapia) is the source of this 1853-nucleotide messenger RNA. RefSeq names its product nuclear receptor subfamily 1, group H, member 5 (gene nr1h5). Gene Ontology annotation, molecular function: RNA polymerase II cis-regulatory region sequence-specific DNA binding; zinc ion binding; nuclear receptor activity. Bases 107 to 1642 code for a protein of 511 amino acids. The record is from RefSeq and is a predicted model, not a curated record. The transcript has 10 exons. Gene Ontology annotation, biological process: positive regulation of transcription by RNA polymerase II; cell differentiation; negative regulation of inflammatory response. NCBI's taxonomy places the organism in Eukaryota, Metazoa, Chordata, Actinopteri, Cichliformes, Cichlidae.